Molecule: messenger RNA, 2260 nt
Organism: Nymphalis io (European peacock)
Lineage: Eukaryota; Metazoa; Arthropoda; Insecta; Lepidoptera; Nymphalidae
Gene: ST5
Product: facilitated trehalose transporter Tret1-2 homolog
Exons: 10
Coding region: 221-1738 (505 amino acids)
Biological process (GO): transmembrane transport; carbohydrate transport
Cellular component (GO): membrane
Molecular function (GO): sugar transmembrane transporter activity
Source: RefSeq, a predicted model, not a curated record
AUGCAUGCAUAUAGACCCAGUACAUAUGUAACCGUCGGAGGGGCAGGACGCGCACGUUGAAGUAAAAUGCAUUAAAUAUAUCGCGUCGCGCAAAAAUUAAAUAUAGUGACUUAAAAAGUGAUAGAAUUAUGUGAUAUAAUUUAGAACUUUUUUUAUCAUAGUACUGUGAUAUUGUGUCGAACUUUUAUGAACUUUUUAUAGCUAUUAAUAAAUUUAUAAAAUGGCAGACGAAAAGAAUGAUUCAACCCCAUUUUUACAAAAUGGUACAUCACCCAUCAUUACCAAGACUCCUUUACCGGGAAAACCCACUAAGCCUGGUAAAGAGGGUAGAGGGAAGGCAUUUAAGCAGAUAAUGGCGUCAUUCGUCGCCAAUUUGGGUACCAUCAAUACAGGCAUGGUAUUUGGAUUUUCGGCAACAGCGUUGCCACAAUUAAAAAGCGCCACUUCAAGUAUUCAAAUUACGGAAAAUGAAGCCAGUUGGAUUGCUAGCUUAAGUUCAGUCGGGACGCCAAUCGGGUGCAUUAUCAGCGGUUACCUCAUGGACGCGAUCGGUCGCAGACGUACACUUAUCAUCACGGAGGUGCCACUUAUUGUGGGCUGGAUUCUAAUAUCGUGUGCACAGAAUGUUCCCAUGAUUUAUUUAGGCAGGUUACUCGUAGGUUUCGGUUCUGGUAUGGUGGGUGCUCCAGCGAGAGUGUACACCUGUGAAGUUUCACAACCGCAUUUGCGAGGGAUGCUCGGUGCUAUGGCCUCUGUAGGAGUUUCUACAGGAGUCUUGAUACAAUACGUGAUAGGAAGUGUGACGUCAUGGAACAUAUUAGCUGGAGUGAGCGCCAUCAUACCUAUUGUAUCUCUCUUGGGAAUGACCCUGCUACCUGAGACGCCCAACUAUCUCCUGACUCAGGACAAGCCGGACAAAGCUGAAACGUCUCUCGCGAAACUGAGAGGCUCGACCUGUAACCUUCAGGAUGAAAUUCAGAAGAUGAAAUCUUUUAAAGAGAAGAAUCAUGUUGAGCCAUUAAAAACGCCAAAGGAAAUAUUGAAAGCGUUAUUAUCUCCGUCCACGCUUAAGCCUUUUGGAAUCCUCGCGCUGUACUUCUUCAUCUACCAGUGGUGUGGUGUCAAUACUAUCACGUUUUAUGCCGUUGAAGUUUUCGAGUCGUCCGGUGCAUCCUUAGACAAAUAUUGGUUGACAAUCUCCAUGGGAAUUCUCCGAGUCAUAUUCACCGUAGUCGGUUGUAUCCUCUGCAGGCGGUGUGGGAGACGACCACUUACAUUUGUUUCUGCUUUCGGUUGCGGGAGUACAAUGAUAACUCUCUCGGUAUAUCUCUAUUAUGUUCAAUACUGGAAGGACAACAAUUUACCACCACAAAACUCCUGGAUCCCAGUCGCCAGCAUCUACCUCUUCACAAUAUUCUGCACCUUGGGCUACCUCAUCGUACCCUGGAUCAUGAUCGGCGAAGUCUAUCCUACUCAGGUUCGAGGCAUCGUGGGAGGAAUGACAACGUGCGCGGCUCACUUGUCGAUAUUCUCCGUCGUCAAAACCUUCCCCUAUCUGAAGCAUUCGCUGAACGAUUACGGCGCUUUCGGGUUGUAUGGUGCCAUAUCUGUUGCCGGAAUGGCAUUCUUCUACGUCUUCUUGCCAGAAACUAAAGGAAGAACUUUACAAGAAAUCGAAGAUUACUUCUGUGGGAGAACGAAAACUCUUAAAAAAGCGAGUAUAACCGAAACCGCUUGAACGAAAGAACAUCAAUAUAAGGACUUUAUUGAAUUCAUUACAAAUGGAAUGCAAUAUAUGAAAUUAGGUGAAAGAAAUCGUUUUAAUUGCGUUACGCGGUAAAUCGUAUUUACAAAUUAUUGUGUUUGUAAUGAAAUAUUCAUUUUGUGGAUUGAAUGAAUUAAAACAUAUUAUGGAUGAAGGAAUAAAUUAGAACAAGAUCUUAAACAAACUGUAAAUAUUUAUGGUAAAGUACAAAGUGAACUUAUUUUUUAUAAAAUUACUUUUAUAAAUAAAGGAUUUUGAUAAAAUAGCUAUGAUAAAUAGUAGGUAAAUAAAAAUUUUGAAUCUUUGAAAUAAAUCAAUCAAAAACUGAUAGAAAAUGUAUUUUUCGAAUCAAUGUAUAGGUUAAGAAAACAUUUUUAUGUAUAUUGAUGUAAAAAGAAUUUGUUGUUUAUUGUAUAUAAGAUGAUGCAUAUAAAAUAUUGAAAGGGUAUGUACUAUUGAAAGAGAAAAAUAUAUUUAUUUUUAGAAAUAAUUUUA